Messenger RNA from Vicugna pacos (alpaca), 1668 nucleotides. Lineage: Eukaryota; Metazoa; Chordata; Mammalia; Artiodactyla; Camelidae. The record is from RefSeq and is a predicted model, not a curated record.
CGGCGGCGGCGACGCAGCGGCAAGCAGUGGCGGCGGCAGGGCAGCGGCGGCGGCGGGGCAGCGGGGGCGGCAGGUUAGCAGCGGCGGCAGGAAGCAGCGGCGGCGGCGGGCGGCAGCGGCUCUCGAACACACCUCAAUGAAAGCGGCGGUGGAAGCUGCUGAGCAGAAAGACGUAAGCAAGCUAACUAGCUGGCGGCAGCGAGAGGGGAUGUAACCUUUUCGGCUCAAGGCUGCGAGGUGCGUAACCCCGAGCGGACCCAAUGCCAGCGUUGCCACAGGUGAUUUGAUUUCCUGUGACGGUAGCUUAGUCAGCCAGGCGUGUUUCGUAACAUUUUUACUUUAAAGUCCUUUUGGACUAGGUGCCAUCUGGAGCAGGGGCAAGACCCCUAGUAAAAGUCGUACUGUUGAUAGACUGACGACCAAAAUUUUAAGUGUCUCCUCCCGUAACCUCCUCUCCGCUCUGCGAGGCAGAUGGGAGCCAUGGCUUACCCCUUACUCUUCUGCUUCCUGCUCGUUCAUCUGGGAUUGGGAGUUGUUGGCGCUAGCCGCGACCCUCCGGGUCGGCCGGAUUCCCCUCGAGAGAGCACCCUGAGGGCGAAGCAGCACUCCCAGCAGUGGGCUCGAGCCUCUGCCUCGGACGCCUCAGCUCCCUGGAGCCGCUCCACCGACGGCACCAUCUUGGCGCAGAAACUCGCCGAGGACGUGCCCAUGGACAUGGCCUCUUACCUCUACACCGGGGACUCCCACCAGCUGAAGCGAGCCAACUGCUCCAGUCGCUACGAGUUGGCGGGCCUGCCGGGAAAGUCGCCUGCCCUAGCCAGCUCCCAUCCCUCCUUGCACGGGGCGCUGGACACGCUGACACACGCCACCAACUUCCUCAACAUGAUGCUGCACAGCAAUAAGUCGCGGGAACAGAACUUGCAGGAUGACCUGGAGUGGUACCGGGCACUAGUGCGGAGCCUCCUGGAGGGUGAGCCCAGCAUCUCCCGGGUGGCCAUCACCUUCAGCACGGAGUCGCUGUCCGUGCCGGCCUCGCAGGUCUUCCUCCAGGCCACACGUGAGGAGAGUCGCAUACUGCUCCAGGACCUGUCCUCCUCGGCACACCACCUGGCCAACGCCACGCUGGAGACCGAGUUGUUCCACGGCCUCCGGCACAAGUGGAGGACCCACUUACACCGCCGCGGCUCCAAUCAGGGGCCCCGGGGCCUGGGCCAUAGCUGGCGGCGCAGGGACGGACUUAGCGGGGACAAGAGCCAUGUCAAGUGGUCCUCGCCUUAUCUGGAGUGCGAGAACAGGAGUUACAAGCCCGGGUGGCUGGUCACUCUCUCCGCUGCUUUCUAUGGGUUGCAGCCUAACCUGGUCCCGGAAUUCAGGGUCUCUUAUAAAGUUGGGAAAGGUUACAGGGUUUAUUCCAGUGUCCGAUUUCUCCAACAAUGGAGCUCUAACAGUAUCACCCUGGGGGGCCGCCGAGAGCGAGCCGGACUGCAGGAAGCACUCCACUGACCACAGCCCCCGUUGCUCCUCCCGCCUGCCCUUCUCUUCUACUUGAGGACCUCACAUUCCUCACAAAAGAGAAUCUUAUGUCGCUAUGCCUUAUGUCCAGUCUGUUCUCUGGGUUUACCCCUUGGUUGUUUUCAUUCAAAUUCAGAAGUACCUGUAGCGUACCUC